Messenger RNA from Zonotrichia albicollis (white-throated sparrow), 9151 nucleotides. The record is from RefSeq and is a predicted model, not a curated record. Lineage: Eukaryota; Metazoa; Chordata; Aves; Passeriformes; Passerellidae.
AUUUGUCGGCAUCAAUGCAUCUGAUAUAAACUACUCAGCUGGUCGAUAUGACGCCUCAGUUAAACCCCCCUUUGAUAUAGGCUUUGAAGGUGUCGGUGAAGUGGUAGCAUUAGGACUCAGUGCUAGUGCAGAUUACUCCGUGGGUCAGGCUGUGGCCUACGUGAAAGCAGGUUCCUUUGCUGAGUACACAGUUGUGCCAGCCAGACAAGCAGUCCCUCUACCCUCAGUGAAACCCGAGUUCCUCACUUUAAUGGUAAGUGGCGCAACUGCAUACCUCAGUUUGAAAGAGCUGGGAGACCUGUCUGAAGGCCAGAAGGUUCUGGUGACAGCAGCAGCUGGAGGAACAGGCCAGUUCGCUGUGCAGCUUGCAAAGAAGGCAAACUGCCAUGUAAUCGGAACCUGCUCCAGUGAUGAAAAGGGUGGCUUUCUGAAAUCUAUUGGCUGUGACCGUACCAUCAACUACAAAACUGAAAAUGUCGAAUCUGUGCUUAGGAAGGACUACCCCGAAGGUGUGGAUGUGGUGUAUGAAUCUGUUGGAGGAAAGAUGUUUGACUUGGCUCUCAAUGCCUUGGCUAUCAAAGGGCGCCUGAUAGUUAUUGGGUUUAUCGCUGGCUACCAAAACCCCACUGGCCUCCAGCCCAUUAAAGCAGAGUUAUUGCCAGCAAAACUAUUGAAGAAGUCUGCUAGCGUCCGGGGUUUCUUCUUGAACCAUUACCUUUCUGACUACAAAAUGGCUCUGCAGCAUUUGCUCAAGAUGUAUGAAAGAGGAGACCUGGUUUGCGAGGUGGACUUUGGAGACAUGUCUCCUGAGGGCAAGUUCACUGGCUUGGAAUCUGUAUUCCGUGCUGUAGAUUACAUGUACAUGGGAAAAAACAUUGGAAAAAUUGUAGUUGAAUUACCUCACUCUGUCAACAGUAAGCUGUAAAAACAGAACAAUGAUAUAAAUCAGAAGAGAGAAAAUGGGCACUUUAUGCCUCAGAUUUACUAGAAACAAUUUCUUUUUUUAAGCUUAGUAAUGGAUAUUAUAUUAAAAAACAUCAUUAAAGUGUUAAUAAAAAGGGAUGGGUUUGCUGGGUUCUUUUCGUUUGUUUGUUUUUAUUUUCUUAGAAGUGUUUAAAUCAGUGGCUGUAGCAGGGACAUAAUGGGCCUGUGUUUGAUAUUGUCACUUAGGUUAGCAUGAGACAAGAACAUUGUUCUUGACAGAAUAAGUCUUGAUGCAGAGGCAGAUUUAGUCUGUCAGCCUGAUUUGGUAAGACUUCAUCUGUAGUUCACCUCAGAAAAAAAAAUCUUUCAGCAAUUUUGAUUCCCUGAUUUAAAAAUAAAAUUGUUAGAACAAGAAUAAGUAAAGAAUUGUAUCUUUGAGUUGCUCUAUUAAUCUUUUGAAGUUUCUAGGAAAAAAAUGCUCUUGAUUUUCUGUCACAAACAUGAUAAUCAUAAUUCAGUUGCAUCAUGGAUCAUAGUAAUAUUCCUUGACUGGUUACACAGGGAAAUUUAUCCUCCAAUUCUGACAUGUCAGUAAUAUUAAGCAACUUGACUUUUUUUUUUUUAAUCCUGUCUUUCAUAACUAUAAACAACUGCGCAAUUUUCUUUUAAAUCUUUAACUACCAGUUGCAAUGUAGUCUCAUUUUGUUGCCUUUUCAUUUUGUUGCCUUUUCAUUUUCCACUGUUUAUUGUCCAGUCUCCCCUUUAGUCAGCUAUUGGAAUGGGAUUUUGAGCCAUGUUCAUGUGUGUUCAUGCCCUGUAUAUUUUUUGAAGAUAAAAUAAAGUUUUUAAAGCUAUUUAAAUAUUUGUGGCAUUUAUUCAUAAUUAUAUGUUUCUUGGUGACUAGCUCUUUUUCAGAUAUUCUGUUUUUUAGAGUUAUUUGACUGAUCAUUCUUCAAAUGGGAAGGGACUUCUACUUUUACCAAAUAGUGCUUCUGCAGAAGCCCUCUUACAAGCAGCAGGACCAUUUUAGGUCCAUAGUCACAAUACCUGGUACAUGUACUGAUGCUCAGCCAUAGAUUUUCCAGUGGAUUCAGUUAAAGGGUUUUGUAAAGUUUCAAAAAUUCUUCUUCACCUAGUGAAUAUUAUUAAUGCUACAUACAGUGGGAAUUCCAGCUAGAAGCAUAAUAUUUUCCAGAACAAUAAAAUACUUGAAACUGCUUGCUCUACAUCUUUUUUUCCAUAGCAAACUUUUAAGAUCAUAAAGGUCAAUUUUGCCACAUCUUUUGAAAUUACAUUCAUUUGUAUCUAGUUGAAGAGAUGGAAAUUUCCUAAGAUCAUAUGCCUUGUAAUAAAUAUAAUGAUAGACUGAUAAUGGCUAGGGCUUGAAGGAAAAAAUCCAGGGUAAACUUAAUUUUAGGGCAUUAUUCAGGACUGGCUGUACACACCAUUUUUGAUUGUAACACAGGAAAACAUAGAUUUUAUUCAUUAAUGCAGACAGAAAAAUAUUAUUAAUUUUGAUUUAGUGCAUUCUUAAUGUAAAUUUUUAGUACAUAUGUCAUUAGCAUCAUAAAGAAUUGUGUACAAUGGAGAAUUGUCCCUCUCUUGGGCUGUGCCUGACUACUAGGUUUAGUCUCACUUUGGUGAUUUUGGGUAAAGGUGGAAUGGAUUGAGCCUUUGUGACCGUUUUUCUCUCUUACUCAAGAGAGCAUCAAGUGAACAUCAAGCCACCAUGAUUUUUGUUUUAACUAAGAUCUGCUGUUAGAAACAUAUUUCCUCUUUCAUCUCUGAUAAUAAAAAUAUUGUGUUGUGUUUGAGUUUUGCAUUAUUAGAAAGGUAUAUUGUCCUUCCAGCUGAAUGCUAGAAGGAUACCAGCACUCAAGGACCAUACAGAGCAUUCAACGUUCUCAGCAUUUUAUUCCUAGGCAUAUGUGUUGUCUUUCCUUGCUCAGGGAUAAAGUGAAGUCCUUGGUCAUUAAAUGCAUCGUAAAGAAACAAGGUUGUUUGGGAUGUACUGUGGCAAAACAAGAAAAAAAAAAACCAAAAACCAAUUGGUUACAUCUGUGAUAUGUACAGAGGAGUUGCAUGAGUAACAAUUUUUUCAAAUCAAAUUCCUGCAGUCAAAGGCCAAAGCCAUCCAAGUGGCCCAGCUUUCAGAUGUGUUGAUCACUGUCAGUUCAAUAGAUUGGUGUUUCUGAGGCAGUGAAUUCCAUAUGUUUUUGUCAUAGAAAAUUCCUCCUGUAACUGGAUUCUGUUUGGACAUACAUUCUACUUUCUUUUUAAUAUGUUACUUCAUAUAUAACAUUGCAUAAUGCAACUGCCCCAGGCUUCUUCACUGAUCAAAACAGGAGAAGAGAGGGACCUUUGGAGGGUUCACACAUAUAUAUUCAGAUAUGACAUGUUGUUCAUUUUAAUUUUGGCUUCAGAUUGUUGUUUAGCACUUUCAUACUGAUCACAGCAUUAAUAAAAGGAUUACAUUUGUUGUAUGCAUAACUUGGAUAGCCAGUGUACAAAUUUCGUAGCCCUUCUGAUGUUUAGGUCAGGCUAUGGUCAUUGGGCUUGUCUUUUUCAUCAAAUGUUUAUGUUAAGCUGAAGGGGUAGGUUAGGGUCAACAUGAUAACUCUUCCAUGAAUGAAUAUGGAACGAAGAAGUAAUUUUUGUUUUUAAAGAUACAACUUCUCUGCUUCACAUUGCUGUAAGAGAGCAUUAUCAAUGCAGAGAGGGUGAAGAGUAUUUCUUAAACAUGCAGAUAAGGCCUUUUUGAUGAGUUUCGUAAUAAAUUUGUCUUGCAGCAGGGGGAAAAAAACCCAACUUCUCUUUAUUUAAAAGUACAUUCUGCAAACUUAAAGUUGUGGGAGCAUGGCUGCCUUUGAAUAAGUAAGCUAUGAUGGAUUUAAAUAAUGUUUAAAUAUUAGAUGCCUCGGAAAAUGUAUAUGGCAUGCACACACUGAGAGGUUUAAAUGAUGAUAGGACAUUGAACAUACAAGGAAAAGAAAUACUGUAGAGUCACAGCAAGGGAUUAAUAACAAUACACUUAAUAUGCUUGCAAAAAAGGUGUAUUAAAAGCUGUGUGCACAGUGGGGACUUAAAUGAUUAAAAAUAAUAAUACAUUUGCCUUGGAAGUACUAAGGAUACCAUAUGUAGAGAGCAGGGAUUUAAAUAAUAAUACUAUUAAUAAUAGCAGCUCAUUGAGAUGUGGUUGCUAGCACUACAUCCUAAUUUUACCUUUCUAAAUGAAUUUGCUACAGAGGAAUCUGGCAUUGUUUGCUGAGGCUAAUAACCGAAUUUCCCUUCCCUACACACAUAUGCUUCCAUGGAAAAACAACAAAGAACUAGAUGAAGAGCUGGCUUUUUUCCUGAGUCUGUCACAUGUGUGCAUACGCACGCGCACACGGACACACACGUACUCACUCGCUCUCUCCUGGCUUGCAACCCUCAGCACAUUUUACAGAUAUGCUUCCUACUUAAUUGCUAUGCUGGAUUCUCCUAAUACCUUUUUGAAUCAAGUUGGGUUUCUACCAAGCAAUAGUUUGCUGUAUGUUUGUAUGCGUGCAAAUGUGUGCAAUGUAUAUGCACAUAAAGUGUAUAUUUAGUAAGUUGAUAUGAAUAACUGCUGUGUCAUGUAAAUACAGAUAAUUGCAAUCUCUCAAGGAAAAGUUUGCAGUAGUGUUUGCAGAUAUUAUAUAUAUUCCUACUUCUGUCUGAGGAGUAAAGAAAUUUCUCUGCUGAAUAGCUGUUAGUAUCUAUUUUACAAGAUUUACUCAUUUUCAGGUACCUAAUGUAGCUGCUAGCAUGCAUGCACGACAAUACAAUUUAUAUGGUAAAUGGAACCAAAUAAUGGCUUCACUGAAUGUUAUGGCUGCACUGAAGGGAAAUGUCACGGUAAAUAGCUGCCAAAUUAUGGAUCAUGCCGAAGUGUCACAACUGCACUAAAGACAAAUAGCACUAGAGGCUAUUGCCACUGUGACGCUUUUGAGUUAUGAAGAAGAGGAGCAGCCUGAUGUGAGCCUCUUUGUGUCCUCAUUAUAGCAAAGGGUUACUGGUGCAGUGUACAAGAAAACCUAGUCCUACGUGGUGGCUAGUUAUUAAUCUGUUCUUUUCGAGUCUAACAGCUAUAGCAAACCAGAAAAUCUUUUCCUUGCCUUAUGAAUACAUAUAAACACAUACAAACAAAGAAAAACCUCCCAGUUUUAUGAAUGUAAAUGUGUACGGGAAAUGACUAGUAAUGGGAAAAUGUUGUAAUAAAAUAAUCUAAUCAAAGAAUAUUAUUAAAUUUAAUAUCAUAUGUGUCUGAAAGCUUUAGUUGCUUCUUAUGCAGAUAGAUGUGUGAAAUAUAAGCAAUAAUGCACUUUCUCUCUUUGUAAAGACUUGAGUAGUAAGGACAUUACCAACUAAAUUGCUUCUUCUAAACUGAAGUGUGUCCCGGUUUCUUUCAUUUUAAUGGGAGGGUAAUAAAGAUGAAAGACUAACAUUUUAACUGAUGGAUCCCUUAAGCUACAGAAUAGAAAUUUAUUAUGUUUUGAGGGAAUAUGCUAAAUGCUGAAAUGUGUAAAGAAGCAGGGAAAUCCCAGGUAAAAUAAGAGCAAUGUAACCUCUUUUUUCAUUGUUAUUAUUAUGACAUACUUUUAUGAAUGGAAAACUACAUACUGCUCUUAAGCUGAGAAACAACACUGAUCUUUCUUUUCAGAAAAAAAAAAGGGGGGAGUUACUUGGAAAAAAAAAUUUGGAAAUGGAGGAACAUCGCUCAGCAAGUGGUCGCUUCUCUCUACGAUCACUUUUCAAAUGCUGCCGGCAGUGUUCAGGGAAGUGAGUUUGAUGCUCUGCACACUAUUCUACACACCACAAACGUACCAUCCAUAACACAGCACAAUUGUCAGUUGCUGUUUUACAGAGGGGCCAGGGCUGAACAAUCAUGGUGGAUAAAUUACUUUUCUAUUCUACAGCAAGUGGCUUUCCUACCAUGUGAAGCUUAAGGUCAUUGGCAGGGCAGCGAGGGGGAAGCUUAUAUAUUAGUUAAAACUAAUGCACUAAUAGUGUUCAGAUAGAGGAACUAAACCAAUUAAUUAAAACUAGGUUUGUUCUUCAAGAAGGGGGGAUUACUUGGGCAGUUAUUGUACCAAGAGACACGCAUGUAUAUGUAUAUGUAUAUGUAUAUGUAUGUGUAUGUGUAUGUGUAUGUGAUAUGUGUAUGUGUAUGUGUAUGUGUAUGUGUAUGUGUAUAUGUAUAUGUAUGUGUAUGUAUUUUUGCCUUCUUACUACACCACUUCUUGCUACAAUGUUCCUGUAGAAAACUUGGGUUUUUUUCUUUUGUUCUUUAAUAUCUGCAUUAAAACCUUCGUAAUUCAUGACUGAAGAAAUUCAGAUUUCAGAAAUAAGAAAAUAUUCUCCAAAAAUUUUGAAACUUUAGUAAUAGAAUCUGCUUACAAUCUAUGCAGUGUAGUCUAAGGGGGGAGGGGAAGAAAAACCUGUCAAAAAUUAGGUAGAAGAUCCUUGAAUGGCAAUUAGCGUGCCCAGAAUUUAUUUUAUGUGCAAUGCAGUUGCAAGUAGCUGCUUCUUAUUAAAUGAAAAUCCUGUAUUAUGUACUUCAGGAACAUUCCGACUAAUGAGUAUGUAAUGUCCUUAGUGUAACACAGAACUUCUUUUUGUGUUCACAACCACAAAAUGCUGGAAACUUGACAAAUGAUAUCAUUUAAGACAGAUGCCUGCCUUAGGGACCUGUUUUUUGGCUUCCUGUUUCUGGUUUUUAUUUCAAUAACAUUUGUAAUUGCCACAGGAUCUGUACCUGCGUAGUGUUUUAACUCCUUCACAUAUGCCCCAAUGCAUUAACUCCUUGGGUAGGUACCCGGGAAUAUUUUUUUUUUCUUUUUCCUUUUUCCUCCCCAGCUGGUGUGUUCUUCCUGCCUCUCACAGGCGCAGCUACACACAUAAAUAAAAGCUGGAUCUUAUUAGACCAGAUGAAAUGGUAACCUCAAAGGGGGUAAACACUUACUGCACUUGCUUUGUUUUACUAGUGCAGAAGUACAUCUAGACCAGGCCCAAGGCAAAACUUGAGAAACUGUGAGGUACAGCCUGCUGGUUCUAGGCACACAAUGUCCUUAUCUCAGUUAUACUUUUCAAUGUAUAUUUCCCCAUUAAGCUCACAUUCUUUACUUAGGUUAUAGGGCAGGAAAAUUUUUUAUGUCACUACAGUUGAUGCUGUGUAUAAGGGGCAUUUUGGCAGUGCUGGUUCAACACAAGUUGUUGUGCCUCCAGCAGAGCCUGCUUCAUGUAAAGCCCUUAUCACAGGACAAGAGCAGUUUUCAGCUCCCCAGGCACUCAGCAUGGAUCCUGGCAGACUGCAAGAAACCUUCCCACAAUCCAUAACAGCCCAGAGGUUUUGGUGGUGCUUGAUAGCAUGUUCUUUCUCUCUUUUUUUGUAGGUCUUGCAAAAAAAAAAAAAAUUAAAAAUGGGCUGUGUGCAAGAAGCUUGCAUGAGUCUUUGUAGGAGAAUAUUCACUGAGCCACUUCACUGAAUACUGCAGGGUCCAAUAAUAACAAAACAGCCUUGGAAAGAGCAUGAGCUCUUGGCACCUAUUCUGCAGAGCCAUUUUCACUGUCUAAUGCUGCUCUGCUGUACAUUUUGGUACAUAGGUAAAGAUCCAAGGAAAAAUUUUGGCCCUGGCCAUGGAAUAUUUACUCAAUCUGAAAUAACUGCCUUCUCCUUCUGCAACUAACAGAGUGACCAGAGGCAGUGGAAUGUACACCAGAAAAGAAUAGAACCAGAGGGAAAGCAAGCUGUCAAGAGAAUAGUGUGCUGAAGAGGAAAAAUGUAAAACAUGACUUCUAUUUACCAUGAUUAAUAUGUAAAGUUAACAUGUUUGUCAUGGAAUAUAUUAAUAUGUAUGUUUUCCCAUUAUGUAGAUCUUUUCUUAUAUUACUUAUUAGAAAGGGAUACAAUCACAAUGAUGGGGCAAGAAUGCCACUUAAAAAUUAGGUGAUGCCCAGUCAACAUAAUAUAACCACUACAGUGUCAUUUCUGAUUUAGAUGUGGUGAUAUCAGUAUAAUUGCCGCUGGGAAGAAAUUAAAAUGGCUGUUAAUGAUAAAUAAAAUGACAAGAAGGAGGAUCCUCCUUCACAUAUAAUUCCAAGCAAAAUACAGCUGCUGAAUUUCUUUGAGCACUUGGUGCUGUUUAUUGAUAAAGAGGAAACAAGCAGGUUUUGUGCAGCUGUAUGGACAUAAGAGCUGCCCUGUCCUUUCCCAAGCCGAAAUGUAGACACCAUAGGUCUAAAAAGAUUUCAUGCCCCCUACUUCCGCUCAGGGGAGGUGUAAUAGUGAAGCUCACAUGGAGUGACUAUUAACAUUAUUCCAGCAGAAAGCACUGUACAUAACAAAGAGAAAGUUAAGCAAAAUGAGGGUAGAGGCAGGGAGACAACAGUGCAUGUGGAUACUUUACAAAACCUCCAAAUACUCCUGCCUUGUCUCUGUCACCAUAGGCAGCCUUAGCUCACGGAUCAAAAGACCUUCAUACAUUUGUUUUAUAUCAUAAAUGUGUCAAGAAUGAGCUACACAAAGCAUCAUUCACUCACUGCACAUGGCUUGUUAGCCUAGUCAAGAGCAUCUUUCAACUCAUUCACACAUUAAAAGCCAGGGAACCAACAUUUGAUUACUAGUUCUAGCAUUAAGAUCAAAGACCAUAUCUUCCCAUCUGUGAAAAGCAGGAGCCAAAUUGCUUUCUCCUCUUUCUGCAUUUACAGAAGAAUUGAAGAGUCAGAACACAAAAUCAACGUUGUACUCCACAUCCCAUGAAUAACGCAGUUCCAGCCUAUAAAAACACAAGGCAGCCACUAUAACUUACAUACAUUUUCUUGGAAAGAAGUAUAAGCGAAUCUGUAGUCACAUCUUCACAGUACUCCCAGUCUGCAGUUUCCAAAGCUCAGGGUGGCUUGAUCCACAGGUGUUAUCCUAGUGCAUAAAAUUACAACACCUCUUAAGAGGGAAAAUACCUGCCAUUAUACUCUUCUAUACUUGUAUACCUGCCAUUUACUCUUCUCUUGAUAUCUUCAAAAUCAGAUGGUGGUGUUCAGGUUAGAUUAAAUGAAAGCACUAACUUAAAAUCAUAAAAACUAAACUGAAACAGGUGGGGUAAGUCAAUGUUAUUCAAUUGUCACUUGAUUGUCACAAUACUUACCUGUUGGUCAAAGAAGCUUGAAAAUGUAAAUAAAUAAAAAUCAUCCUUAACCUGGAGAAUAA